This is a messenger RNA of Geosmithia morbida, 1617 nucleotides long. Its product is annotated as Cytochrome P450. NCBI's taxonomy places the organism in Eukaryota, Fungi, Ascomycota, Sordariomycetes, Hypocreales, Bionectriaceae. The coding region runs from base 1 to 1617 and encodes 538 amino acids. The record is from RefSeq and is a predicted model, not a curated record. The transcript has a single exon. Gene Ontology annotation, molecular function: iron ion binding; monooxygenase activity; heme binding.
AUGGCACGAUCUACGUUUUUGCCGCUCAUGACAGCAGCCACUGCGUCUGCGUACAUAUAUUCUCGCCGCCACGAUACUGAGCCUUACUUUGCCAUUGCAGCGACAUGGGCCACUGUCGUGCCUUUGUACGUUGUUGUCUGGAUGAGCUGGAUCUUCCCCUUCUAUGUAUCUGAGCUUCGCCAUAUCCCUACCGUUCCUGGCUUCCCUCUUUGGGGCCAGUUCUUCGAUAUCAUCACGGAAGAGUGUGGUGUUCCCCAGAGGCGGUGGCAUAAGCAGUAUGGUCCCAUCGUCCGCUACUUCUUCCCUUUCGGCUCCGAGAGGCUGGUAGUUGCCGAUGAUGAUGCUCUCAAGCACAUGACUGUCCGCAACCCUUACAACUACCCCAAGCCGCUCCGAGCCAAGCUUUGGAUGGUCCGCAUUCUCGGCGAGGGUGUCCUCCUUGCCGAAGGCCCUGAGCAUGUCCACCAGAGGAAGGCCCUCGCUCCUGGAUUUUCUAUUCAGUCAAUCCGUGCCUUGGCACCUGUCUUCUGGCAGAAGGGCCUCUUGAUGGCCAAGUCUUGGAAGGACGAGAUAAAGGAAUCCGGUGCCACCACCAAGUCCAUUGAAGCCCUCGAGUGGCUGAACCGCACCACUCUGGAUAUCAUCGGCCAGGCGGGUUUUGGGUAUGACAUCAACUCUCUCGAGAACCCUGAGACGCCCAUCCGCGAGGCCUACAGGUUGAUAUUUGCAUUCGACAUCUGGUCUCGCCUUCUUCAUGGUAUCCAGGCCUUCAUCCCGGCCUCCAAGUACAUUCCUGCCAAGAUGAACCGCGACAUGGACAUCUCGCGCAAAAUCAUCGUCGACAAGGCCACCGAAAUCAUCAACGUCAAGCAGGAGGAGGCCGCACAGAACCUCAAUGCCAAAGAUAUCAUCGGUCUUAUUGUCAAAGAUAACAAGAGGUUGCAAGACAAGGGUGAAAAGGGACUUUCCUUUGAGACUGUUCGCGACCAAAUCAUGACCUUCCUUGGUGCCGGUCAUGACACCACCGCCACUGGAGUUGUCUGGACUCUCCACCUCCUCUCUAUCCACCCCGAGAUACAGUCUCGUUUGCGUGAAGAGAUCAAGGACUACCUGCCGUUCAUGUUCGAUGCUAAUCAGCGCUACGACCCCGAGGUCUUCUCCAAGGCUGAUCCUGACCGCCUGCCGUACCUCGACAACGUCUGCAGAGAGUCUCUCCGCUACAUUCCCCCUAUCCCCAUGACUGUCCGUCAGUCUAUCGCCGAUGAUACCCUUGCUGGAUACAAGAUCCCUGCCGGUACUGUUGUCUACGUCAUUGCCAACGCUAUCAACCAUCUACCCAUGUACUGGGGCCCUACGGCCGGCAAGUUCGACCCCGACCGUUGGGACAACCUCCCUAGCACGUUCACCAACAAUGCUUUCAUGACCUUCCUGCAGGGUCCUCGUGGCUGCAUUGGCCGUAAGUUUGCCGAGACCGAGAUGAAGGUUAUCCUUUGCUGUCUCUUGAGUAUGUUUGAGUUCAAACGCGAUGAGACUUUCGAUGACCCAGAGAAGUGGAAGAUGUGGCGUCUGGUCCUUCGCCCGAAGGAUGGUGUGCGCCUUAGUGUUACAACUAUCUAA